Crotalus tigris (Tiger rattlesnake) is the source of this 2944-nucleotide messenger RNA. It is a transcript of the gene CEBPB, whose product is annotated as CCAAT enhancer binding protein beta. The transcript has a single exon. Gene Ontology annotation, molecular function: DNA-binding transcription factor activity, RNA polymerase II-specific; RNA polymerase II cis-regulatory region sequence-specific DNA binding. The coding region runs from base 532 to 1617 and encodes 361 amino acids. Gene Ontology annotation, biological process: regulation of transcription by RNA polymerase II; regulation of cell differentiation; DNA-templated transcription. The record is from RefSeq and is a predicted model, not a curated record. NCBI's taxonomy places the organism in Eukaryota, Metazoa, Chordata, Lepidosauria, Squamata, Viperidae.
GUUAUGAAUGGCCAAGGCUCCGGGAGGCACAGACGCUUCGCGAACGCCCUGCUUUGAGGCUGGAGCCAGCAAGCGAGCCUUCUCCGUGCGCCGGAACGCGCAGCAGACAGGCGGCGAAUGACCUCUUUUUUUUUUUUUCUUUCUCUCCCUCUCUCUUUGCUUGCUCUGCUCCGCCCCUAUAAAUAACUGAGAGCAAAGGAACUUUCCCAAGUCAAGAGACUUUAGGAGAAGACUCGACACCUACCGUCAAAUGGUCCGGAGCAGCCAGCCGCGGCUAGAGCGCUCGAUCGGCAGCGGCAGCUGCAGCGUCUGAAGCAGCAAUUCGCGAUUUCUGAAGAAGGGGCUCCCAAGCCCCUUCUCCCUGCUUUCGGACGGGAGUUUCAAGGAGCCGGCGAGAAGGCAGAGGAAUUGCCGGCGUCUCUUCGGUCGGCGCUUGCAACGUCUCCGCCCUCCCGCUCUGGAAGCAUUGGAGGGGGGCCGCUGGUGGACGAGGUUCCCCUUUUUCCCCCCCGCUCCCCUCCUUUUGCUUUCAUGCAACGCCUGGUAGCCUGGGAUCAGGCAUGCCACCCCCUUCAGCCCGCGGCCUUUAAAUCCAUGGAAGUGGCUAACUUCUAUUACGAGGCGGACUGUCUGGCUGCUCUGAACAAGCUGCACCCCCGGGCGGCGGGGGCCCGCUCCAUGACCGAGCUCACCGUGGGGGAUCACGAGAGAGCCAUCGAUUUCAGCCCUUACCUGGACCCUUUAGCAUCGCAGCAACAGCCGCCGCCGCCGCAGCAACAGCAGCCGCCGCCUCCUUCCACGGCAGCAGGGGGCAACUUUGAGCCUGUUUGCAGCAGCGGCGGGAGCAGCGGCCAAGAUUUCCUCUCCGAUCUCUUCUCCGAGCAGGACUAUAAAGGCGGCGGGAAGAAGCACCCCGACUACGCUUACAUCAGCCUAAGCAGACACAGCCACCACCCGGGCGUCGGACAGAACCAUAAAGCCGGGUCGCUGCUGGGCUGCUUCCCGCCGCAGAUGGUGGAGACCAAAGUGGAGCCGGUCUUCGAGCACUUGGAUUCUUGCAAAGGGGCCCGCAAGGAAGAAGGCGGCGGCGGCGGAGGAGGAGGAGGAGCAGGGCCCGGCCUGGGGGGAAUGUCCUCGCCUUACGGCAGCACCGUCCGCUCCUAUUUGGGCUACCAGUCCGUGCCGAGCGGGAGCAGCGGGAACCUCUCCACCUCUUCGUCCUCGAGCCCUCCCGGCACCCCGAACCCGUCCGAUUCCUCGAAAUCCGCGUCGGUCGGAGGAGGAAGUGGCGGCGGCGUUUACCCGGCAGGCCCCGGCGGCGGCGGCGGCGGUAGCAGCGGCGGCGGCGGCAGCGGCAAGAACAAGUCCAAGAAGUGCGUGGACAAGCACAGCGACGAGUACAAGAUCCGCCGCGAGAGGAACAACAUCGCCGUGCGCAAGAGUCGCGACAAAGCCAAGAUGCGCAAUCUGGAGACGCAGCACAAAGUCUUGGAACUGACGGCCGAGAACGAGAGGCUCCAAAAGAAAGUCGAGCAGCUGUCCCGGGAACUCAGCACCCUCAGGAACUUGUUCAAACAGCUGCCCGAGCCGCUUUUGGCCUCCUCCGGACAUUGCUAGCCUUUCCCCUCCCCGUUGACCCCGAACAGCUGGACGCCGCUGGAAACAACGCUGUGGUUUGGGCAGGCGGAGGGUUGGGGAGGCUUCCGGGAAGGAAUGAAGCGGUGUUUGUGUGUGUGUUUGGGGGGGGGGGAGUGGAAUCUAGUGGGCGCAUCUGCCCUUCUUUUCAGGACUAGCACGGGUCGGAGGGGGUGGAAAUAGUCCCGAGGGGUUUGCAUAAAUAUAUAAAAAUAUAUAUAAAUUAUAUUUUUGGCCUUUAAUUCACACUCUGAUGAUGGAAGAAACCUUUCGCCAUAAGCUUCUUGCAGUACGACUCCUUCGGCUGGCGGGGGGAGAGUUCUCUGGCCGGUUUCUAUUGAUCUCUGCGCGACUUCUUGGAGGAAUCCGUAGUUUUUCAACUUCAUUAUUUUUUUCUAAGAAAAAAAAAGCCGAUACCAAACUCAACAUAAGAAGCCAUUUAAUUAAUAUCCAAUAUGAUUGUCUUUGCAAAGGGGUUUUUUUUGGGUGGGGGAAAGUUUGAGUGCUUAGUGUUAUUUAAAUUAAAAGAUAUAUAUAUAUAUAUAAAACGUAAAGGAGAGAAGAGAGUUCAGAAUGAUGCAAUCUUUUAAACAUGGCUGGGAACACCAGCUAUACAUGAUGCAACCUCAUGUAACUGUCAGUCAUGGAUUGAGUAAUCUGUUAAAGAUGUUCCUACUGUUUUUUUAUUACAAAGAAUGAUCUAUUUCUAUAAGGAAAAAGACGUAUGUAUAUUUUGGGAUCUAUGCAUUCUUGCUACAUAUGAAGCAUUAAUGAACAAUUUUAAUAAAACUUUAUUGCUAGGAUGGAAAAUGAGUUUGUUAUUUUUAAAGUGCUGACAUCCCUAAUAUUGUACCUGCUUUUCCUUUGCAAGAGUUGGGAGGGGGGAGGAUCUGGAGUCAGUAAUAUAAGUAGGAGUCAUCCCAUCAGUUUAAAGAAAGGAAGAUUUCUUCCAAAGCCUUUGGUUUUGAGGGUGUUUAAUAAAAUCAAAUGAGAUUGUUAGAAAAGAAUUGGAGCAAAAACCGCUUUAAACUGCUCUGUUCCUUUCUCUAAUUAUUGUUUAUGGAUCUGACCAUCCCUACAAAUUGGGGUGAGAUAUUGGAAAGUGGUAAAAGUUUGUGAUGAAAAACAUAAUGAAUGUGCCUUUAACCUGUCAUUUCUUAUCUAUUGUGCCUAAUGGAGGGAGAAUCCAUUUCACCUGUGCAGCUUACUAGAACGGGAAUAUUUAGGUAAUUGCAAUUUUUAAAAGCAUACAAAUAUAUUUCAUCUAAUGUGAGUUUUUGUUUAUAAUAAAUCUACAUGCAAAAAAAAA